AUGGACUAUCAUUUUGAUCUCUGUUUUCCUAGCUCUAUCGAUAAUGCAGAGAUAUCGAUGGGGGGGAUUGGCGUCGACUGGCCCAAGCCCUCCACAUACGGCCAGUCUACGUCGAAUGGGCCUCUGAGGACUCGCGUGUGCGAUCUAUGCAUCUCCGGUGCAGGUGACAUGAAACGACCCACGUGUUCUCGCUGUCUGGAGAGUGGGCGGAUCUGUGUGUACUCCACAUUGAGGAAGAGACCGGGCCCAGUAAGGGGAUUUCGCAAACGUGGUGUACCGCCAUCCUCUCCGUUAUCCGUACCAGACAAUCCAGGAGAAGUCUUUUCGCGGACUCUGCAAAUUGAUCAGGUGUACCUCCCAGAGAUUGAUAUUGCGCAUCUCGGCGCCAUCUAUUGCCCGCAAGAUGUUGUUACGGAAUUAACGGGCGACUUUUGGCACACGGUAGGUUCUUGGCCGACACCAAUACAAGAUCAGCCAAAUGCCGCCGAUUCUUCCUUGACCUUCGAGCACGAGCGCGAAAUGGACGGACGGUCCGCCAGGCUGAACAAUUUCUUUUAUCAUAUCCAUCCAUCUAUACCUCUCUUCCGCGAAGACAAGUUUUUCCGGCAAUUCGAAUCAGGAGCUGUCACCAAAGACCUCCUUCUCGUCAUCUUGGCGUUGACUGUCAAGGUACUUGGCCAACGCCAGCUCUCUGGUGGCUUACACCUCGAGGAGCGCUUACGGCAUCUCCGGGAAAGGAAUGAUCUAGACUUGGGAACAUCAAGAUCGCGGUGGUCUCUUGAUGAUUUUAGGAAGGCUUGCCUGCUCGCCUAUUAUGAAUUCCAUGAGCAUCCGGGAGAGAAUGCGUGGUUGCAAAUAGGCCACCUCACACGCAAGGCUUACUACUACGGCCUUCACCAGCUUGACAAACGCGACCGGUGUGAUGAAAAUGAUGAUGACAAAGAUGAGUGGAGAUACGUCUGGUGGUGCAUUUUCUGUCUCGAUUCCUAUUCAAACAUCACAGCAUCGAGUCCUUUCGUCGUUCAUGUCGAAAGCAUCAGGACGUCUCUCAUUACCAAUCCAGGUCGAGAAAGGGGUCGCAAGCCCCUAAUAUUUCUCCCUGACCAACCAGAGAUGUUGUGGCAGACGGUCGAGGCGGUCGCAUCUCAUGGCCAUAAUGUAAACUUCAACCUCCACAUAGUAACGACCGCGAUUCUGAGGGAAGCCACCACCCUCUACCGCCUAUUGUGGCAAAACCCCUCCGACCGCCUGCGGGACCGUCUAGCAACGCUCGAGGAUCACCUCGCAGAGAUACGAUUGGUGUUGCCACCCCGAUAUCUCAAUAUUGCACGCGAUGCUUUGCACGAAGAGUCUCACCGUGCAUACCAUACUCGAUUGAUCUGUGUUCUUCACUUGCAUAUCUCUCGUCUUAUCAUCUGCCUACCUCUGCACUCAGAAGAAUCUGAAGAAAAACGAAAGAUUAUGUGGUAUAAGACUUUGGAGCACUGCCAGGACCUGGUUGCGGUCGUCAGGCAGUGGGACAACCAGCAUUCGCCAAGCGUCGACCCAGCCGUUUGCUUCAUUGUUUACACAGCGCUGAUAGUCCUUCACCUCCACUAUAAAAGUAUGAGCAGCCCCGCGCCGGACUUCUUAGCCAAAGUAAAAGCCCAAGAAAACAUUCUUCGACUCUUCUUAGAGCAGUUCGCAACCUUGUGGUAUGUGCCAAGACUUCUCAUCAGCGCGAUGGCCGUGCUAAAAUACUUUCAAGCCCCACUACAUUCUGAUUGGCUGAACUUUGUCGAUCCCGAGCAUGGGUUUUUGGGCCUCUUCGACGUAGAAGGGAUUGUGCAACCUUUCCUGGAACAGAAUUGGGAUUUUAAUAAUUGGCAAGCAACCUCAUAA
Molecule: messenger RNA, 1881 nt
Organism: Fusarium oxysporum Fo47
Lineage: Eukaryota; Fungi; Ascomycota; Sordariomycetes; Hypocreales; Nectriaceae
Product: putative transcription factor
Exons: 5
Coding region: 1-1881 (626 amino acids)
Biological process (GO): regulation of DNA-templated transcription; DNA-templated transcription
Cellular component (GO): nucleus
Molecular function (GO): DNA-binding transcription factor activity, RNA polymerase II-specific; DNA binding; zinc ion binding
Source: RefSeq, a predicted model, not a curated record